Messenger RNA from Dicentrarchus labrax (European seabass), 4579 nucleotides. It is a transcript of the gene oprm1, whose product is annotated as opioid receptor, mu 1. Gene Ontology annotation, cellular component: membrane; neuron projection. The record is from RefSeq and is a predicted model, not a curated record. Lineage: Eukaryota; Metazoa; Chordata; Actinopteri; Moronidae. Gene Ontology annotation, biological process: G protein-coupled opioid receptor signaling pathway; sensory perception of pain; neuropeptide signaling pathway. The transcript has 6 exons. Gene Ontology annotation, molecular function: morphine receptor activity; beta-endorphin receptor activity; neuropeptide binding. The coding region runs from base 602 to 1771 and encodes 389 amino acids.
GAGCAACUGAGGGAAAGAAGAAAUGGAUGAACAUAGAUGAGUAGUGAGUUUGUGUGUAAGGGGAAGGAAGGAAUGAAGGAAGGAUGAAAGUGAGGGGGAAAGGAAAGAAGGAAGGGGCAGGAAGGAAGGACAGAAUGAAGGUAUGAACAAAGAUGAGUGAAAGUGGGGUGGAAGUAAAAAAAAAGGAAGCAAGAAAGGAAGGAAAGAAGGAAAGAUAAAAGGAACAAAAAACACGAGAGAAAGGGAGGAAUUGAAGAGGAGAGGAAGGAAAGGAGACAGGAAGGAACCAAGGGAGGAAGGAAGAAAGGGAGCGAACAAAUUCAUUUUCACUCCGUCGCUUCUUUACCGUGCAGGCUCUCUGUGUGCCGCGCGAGGGUCGUCAGUGCACUCACUACAGCGCACGCGGACACAUUCUUUAACGCGGUGAGAUUUCACGUUACCGGCGGUCCGUCCGUCCCGCACCUGAAACAACAGCGCUUCUUCUUCUAACGACAGACCAGCAAACCAGCGGGGCAUCACAGUCACCGAGUCCGCAGACGGGCACCCGAGGGGAGGCGAAAGACGCGCGCAGCACCCUUACCGCACAUACCGAGCGAGGACCAUGGAGAGCGCAGGCAACGGCUCGGGCGCGGAUUACCGGAGCCAGCUCCCCGUGCUUUACAACAACAGCAGCAGCAGCUUCUGUCCGAACUUCACCGACGGCAACAACACCACGAGCUUCGCGAAGGGGCGAUGCGACGAGGAGCGCGGACUGACCAGCAGCCUGGACGACGACGCCAACCCGGUUAUCAUAGCGAUUGUCAUCACCGCUCUCUAUUCCAUAGUGUGCGUGGUGGGGCUGGUUGGAAACGUGCUGGUCAUGUAUAUCAUCGUCAGAUACACUAAAAUGAAGACUGCCACCAACAUCUACAUCUUCAACCUUGCUCUGGCCGACGCCUUGGUCACCAGCACCCUACCAUUCCAGAGCGUCAACUACCUGAUGGGGACCUGGCCUUUUGGUGACGCGCUGUGCAAGAUGGUGAUGUCCAUCGACUACUACAACAUGUUCACCUCCAUCUUCACGCUCACCACCAUGAGCAUUGACCGCUACGUUGCUGUGUGCCACCCAGUCAAAGCACUGGACUUCAGGACACCGCAUAACGCCAAGAUAGUCAACGUCUGCAACUGGAUUCUCUCCUCGGCCAUCGGGCUGCCCGUCAUGUUCAUGGCCUCCACCGCUGUCACUCCCUCCAGCAUUGUUGACUGCAAGCUGGUUUUCCCCCACCCCUCAUGGUACUGGGAUACCCUGCUGAAGAUCUGCGUGUUCAUCUUUGCCUUCAUCAUGCCCGUGCUCAUCAUCACUGUCUGCUACGGUCUCAUGAUUCUGCGGCUGAAGAGUGUGCGCAUGCUGUCGGGCUCCCAGGAAAAGGACAGGAACCUGCGUCGGAUCACCCGCAUGGUCCUGGUGGUGGUUGCCGUCUUUAUCGUCUGCUGGACGCCUAUCCACAUCUUUGUCAUUAUCACAGCUCUGAUUAAUAUCCCCAGCUCCACACUGCAGACUAUCACCUGGCACUUCUGCAUCGCUCUGGGCUACACCAACAGUAGUCUGAACCCGGUUCUUUAUGGCUACCUGGAUGAGAACUUCAAGCGUUGUUUCCGUGAGUUCUGCACCCCGAGUCCCUCGGUGUUGGAGAUGCCGAACUCGUCCCGGACCGGAGCCACUAGCCGCAAGCUCCCACAGCGUGAACACAACAGUGCAAACACAGGAGAAAGGUCCAAUCAACAGGUAUGACUAGCCUUGGAGGGGUCGUCGGUGGAUUCUCGCUGUUGUGGCGGCGUUGCCAACGACGACCUCAACUCAGAGGUCACGCAGGUCACCACAGGGCUCUGACCACACACACACACACACAAACAAACAAACCACAUACAUACAUACAAACAACCCAGGACAUGACUGAGACUCAAUAGCACAGACCAUUUUGACGAUGUGUUGCCAGCUUAACUGCAGCGUUGCAUCAGGUCAGGCCAUUCACCUGCCAACCAGUCUAACUAUUACUAACUGCAUGGCUGUGCAAGGCUUUUACUCUUACUGAAACAGAUACGGGAAUGAGUUAAACAGAAAACCAAGAAGUUGCUGGACUAAAUUGUGCAUUAAUGCUAUUACAGUUUAACAAAAUUCUGAUCUAAUUUUUGACAAUAUAGACUACACAGUCUGAAAAUGUGCAGUAACGAAAGAGAAAUGUAUAGACAUAAAAAUGUAAAAGCUACUUACUCAAGACACUAAUAUGAUGUUGUUUUGUUCUGCCUGCUCUGUACAAACCUGCCUCAUUGAUCUAAACCUAACCCUCAUCCUGUCUCUAAUUCUCUAGGCUGUAAAAAAAAAAGAGAUCAAUUAUUUGUCAUAUGUUUGCAGAGUUCAUAUGACUUCAAGGCAAUCUGUCUGUUUACCUCCUGAUGUUUCCUUUUUCAAUUAUUUGCACGUCUGAGAGGAAAUAUGGAUUAAUGGCGGUAACUGCACAGUAUAAGAUCUAAUCUGAUUUUAAACGUGUUGCCAUUUAUUGCCUCUCAUCUUCGUCUAUUUUUAUUUAGUCUCUGUAAAGAAGUUUUCUACCCUGUUUCUGGACUUAUCGUUGAGCAGACAUAGGGUAGAGCAUUGUAUGUUCCCUCUGCUGUAUUUGACAAACCUCUGAAUGUACAGAAGGAAAACCAGCUGUGUUUAUCGCAUUGGAUCCUUGUGCUGAACUGUGGAUCCUCUAAACCAGCAAAGAAGACACAUCAGCAUGUUUGCACAGUGUGUGCUUUUGUGGCAUAUAGUGCGAACAUAUGGUACUACCAGUGUAUGAUUAACUACAGCUUAUAACAGCCAUUACCCAGCGUAUGGGUUUUAAUGGAGUCACCUCUCCUUUGAAGACUUUAACAAGUGAGCUAAGCAGGAUUGUACAUCUGUUGUAAUCUUUAAAAUUGCGUGUGCUUAAGUGUUGUGCUGUAUGCUUUACUUGCCAGUUGCCUUUACAGUAGCUCUACUCAAUAUUCUGUGUACCAGUAUUUUUCUAACAAGCUGAAAAGAUGAACAUGAUUGUAUUAAUCGCCCAUGUAAAAUACUGUAAGUAUUCUGUUGCUUUUAUAUGAAGAUAAUUUCAAGAAUUUGUCAGAAAAUGAUUUCUGAAGAUGAUGAUGGACCAGCAAGUCAUUGUGCUUCUAAAUAUAACUUUUGUCAUAUUGAAUCUUCCUUGUUGACUGAAGAGAUCUUAAUCAGAAAAUAAUGUGCAAAACCUUAAAUUGUGAAUUUGAAAAUGUAGAGUUUAAAUUCAUAGAAAGUUUCAUAUGUAAUUUGUUUGUUUUGACUGACAUACAGUCAAAAAAAUCAGUUAUCUAAUAUUAAUAUAUUAGGCUACUUAUCAUAAAAACAGCUGCUGAUUUUGGCUGAAAGGCCUAUCAAGUGUCACAUGCUGUAUAUCAUGUGCAAAAUGUACAAUAUCUUUCAUCUCACAAAACACAUUAUGUCACCUUUUUUACACUGUGGUAUGCUACUAAUAGCUGUGAGUAUGAAUAUCCAUCCGGUAGCAAGUCUGGCUACCUGUUUGCCCUAUGCUGCUGUGUCAAUUUUGAAUUUCUCCUAAGGGGGAUCAAUAAAGGAACAUCUUAUCUUAUCUUAUACACAAAUAUUAGUAAAAAUACAAAUUCAUGUUUUUUCAGAGGUAUUCAAGAUUUCUUUAUGAAUUACCUGGCAUGCAAAUAUCUUGGUCCUCUGCACGCCCAGGAAGUCUAAAGUGUGUGGUGUCGGACAGGGCCUCUCUAAAUAAAGGCUUGUGUGGUUCGCAUUAAUUUUUUUUCCAAAGUUGGAGCAGCUGAUAAUUGCACAGCUUCUUUCCUGAGCGUACACAUAAUUCUUUAUGGUCUUUAUGAAGAGACAUGCAGCUUUGGCCCCAGGUUUUUAGCACGAUAUCAUGUAGCCAUGAAUAUUUGAGACCCUGUUUACCAGAUUAGAAAUUAGUCAUUUGAAAACAUUAAAAGUCUGCCAGAGAUUUUCAACCAACCUGUGGAGCGAACAUUAGCUUCCCUAGUUCACCAGCUGAUGAAAUCAGUAACAGUUUGCCAGUUAGCACACCGUGAGGUCUAACGUUACAACUGUUUGAAAUGAAGGACCCAUUGUUUCAAAAGUAAAAAAAAUUCUAAAUUUACCACACAAAAUAAACAGCUUUGAGCUGCUUAGCAACAGUAACUCAGCAAACUGUCAGUUGUGGUAAUGAUAAAUAUUGAACACAUUGUGUGUCAUUAAUCUAAUAAAUAGCUUAAGACAUAAUGCAUUGCAGCAGGCGACACUUGGUGCACCAUAAACAAUAUACCGGUACUCUUGAAGGUAAAUUCAAAUGAAAUGAAUUUGAUGCUGUCAGUGGUCUGUACACACGGCACCGUCAAACUCGCUUUUUAAAAUAUUUUUUUUUGUUUACAUGACUUAUGACUCCAUCAUGACUGAACUUGUAUUCUAUUCUUGAAACUAGAUUUCUUGUAAUCUCAUGUACAGACGAUAAUUUCUACUUUAUGGACGACACUCUGUAACACAAUACAUAUAAUUUUACUGUUAAUCAGUGCAUUGUCA